CGUUACAACUUUAUUUCGGGUCGGAUCGGGUGCGAUAUCGUCACAUCAAAUGGAUAUAGAAAUCCAUUGAGUAUAUACAUCCAAUACUCGGUGGUACUCUAAUUUGGCUUGAAGAGUGAAAAUGGCUGCUUCUUGUUCGAGUAUAGUUCAUGGCUUUAUGCCCAUCUUACCUCAACCUCGAACCCGCUUCAAAACCCUAAAUUUUCCCAUCAUUCACCCUCAGUUACUUUCUUCUAAUUCUUGUUUAACUUCAACUUCUAAAUUUCUACAGCCAAAGCUCCAAAUUAGCGGCUUAAGAUACCGGAAUUCUAAUGCGCCAGUCAUCGUCGCUGUCCAAUCCAAUUUCUUGAAAGUAAUCCAGACAUUUCUUAAAAUUGGCAAAGAUGGAAUCGAGGCAGGAACCAAUCUUGUGCCAGAUGUCGUCCCAAGACCAGUUGCACGAGUGUCUGUUGGUGUACUUGCCUCUGCUGUUACUCUUUUUGUGGUCCGGUCAAUCUUGUCUACAGUUUUCUUCACAGUGGCCUUCAUGGGAUUUGUGUAUUUCGUGUAUCUUGCUCUAAACAAAGACAAAGGACCUAAUUUGGAUGACAAGCCCGGUUCCACAGAUGAAGCUAUAGAAGAGGCAAGAAAGAUUAUGGAUAAAUACAAAUAAGCUUCAAUCAAAGAGUAUUUUCUCUGUACUGAACUUUUAAUGUUUCAAAAGUACAUAUGUUCUUUUUGAUGAAUUCUCAUAGAUAUACCGUAUAUUUGAAUAUUGGAAAUGUUUUAUAUAUUGAAUUUCCAACGUAUACAAGUAUAAUAAUCAUGAUUCAUGAACCUAACCUAAAGUUUACGGCUGAAGCAUGGAAACGAUCGAGUCCGAUUGAAAGGGUAAAUACUUGCUUGUGUGUACACUUUGGCUUCAGCACAGCCACAGAGGAAGAAAUUAAUUGUAUCAUCAACCAUUGAUGGGGCACUGCUGAUACCCGUUUUUGUGCGUGAAAAUGUGUAUUAGAUUCAAAGUUUCUUCCCCCCUUUUAUCCGAAGAUGUUGAAGUCGAAAUUUUGUGGUCGUUUUCCAUGAAGAGACAGUCGCAACACGAAAACUAAUACUUCUAUAUUUUUUCUAGAUAUAAUUAACAGUGAACAUUCUGUUUCGCUCUUGCUUUUGCUCGUCAUGUCCAUGGAUUGGCCACCAUUUUGCUGUAUAAAAGCUUACCUGAAAUCAAGAUUAUUGCCAAGCAUUGUAUUA
Molecule: messenger RNA, 1230 nt
Organism: Amaranthus tricolor (Joseph's coat)
Lineage: Eukaryota; Viridiplantae; Streptophyta; Magnoliopsida; Caryophyllales; Amaranthaceae
Exons: 4
Coding region: 122-652 (176 amino acids)
Source: RefSeq, a predicted model, not a curated record